Messenger RNA from Schistosoma turkestanicum, 2064 nucleotides. The record is from the annotation of a GenBank genome assembly. Lineage: Eukaryota; Metazoa; Platyhelminthes; Trematoda; Strigeidida; Schistosomatidae.
AUGAAAAUUGAAAAUACAACUGAAAAUAAUGUAGAGCUACUACUUCAAUGUAGAUGGCGUAAUUGUUAUCAAUCUUUUCCCAAUUAUAAUCGUUUACAUGUACACUUACUUGAAUGUCAUUUGAAUAAUGUACCUGAGUUUGUCUGUUUAUGGGAUUCUUGCCGAAACAAUAUAUUUCAAGAAAACAACCAGUUGUUGCGCCAUACACUUCUACAUACAUUUUUUGAAGAUUGCAUAGUAAAUACUACUAAACUUCUUAAAGCUCACUAUAAGGCAUGGAGUUUUGUAUGUUGUGGAAUAAGUUGUCAAAAACCGGCAUAUCUUCAACGAUCAACUGAAAAAUUCUUAUGGAAUCCUAUAAUUUUGAGCAGAGGCUUUGACUGUCAAUGGAAAGACUGUGACUACACUACGAAUUCAGCAUAUCUAUUCGUUGAACAUGUUAAGGAGCAUGAUUUUUCAAAUGACAAUAAUCAUGUGAAUGAUAAUGAUGAUGAUGAUGACAAUAGUAAUGCUAAACUGACUUGUUUAUGGCAAUCAACUAGUAUAGAUUCAUUCAUUAUCUCAGAUCAAUCUACUAUUUGUGGUUCUCUAAGCGGAUCUCGUUCACAUUUUCAUCGUCAUGUACGUCGUCAUACUGGUUUACCGCGCUACAUUUGUUCUAAAUGUAAUGUAUGCUUUACAGAGUUUGUUAAUUUCAAGGAGCAUUUUACAUGGAGUCUAGUGAAAGAUCAUCAAAAUGUGAUCCGAUUCAUUGAAACAGAUGAUAAUAGUGCCAAUUGUUCAAUAUUAUUGAAAUUAAUCAGUGAAUCCUCACCUUUUCCAAAACAUCUUGAAGGUACAUGUUUAUUUCAAUGCCCAACAUGUAUAAAAGUUUUUAUUACAAAAGAAGGUUGGACUUCUCAUAUACGUGAAUGUUCCAAAUCAUUAAAUAGAGAAACUCCAGUGAACACUGAGAAAUCGAAUUUAGUUUCAACUACUCGUAAACAUGUUUCUCAACCAUAUUUUAAAAUAGCUUCUUCAAUUGAUACAUUUUCAGAAGAAAACUACAAAUUUUAUUGUCAAGUUCAAGGUUGUUCUUAUCAAUCUACAAAAUUAUCCGCUUAUCGUUUUCAUUAUAGACGUUAUCAUUUAAGUAGUAAUCCGGAUGGUCUAUGGUAUUCUUGUCAUCUUUGUCCAACGUAUCAAGCUCGUAAACCAUGUACAAUUACACAUCAUUUAAAAUCGGUGCAUUCAUUCAAACCGCCUGAUGGAUGUUCACGUUUCACAUUCACUUUUGAUGAAUAUAGUCAAACUUAUCAGAUUACGAAAAUUAGCUCCAAAAAUUGUCGAGAAAGAGCUCAAUAUAAUGAUAAUAAUAAUAAUGCAAGUACUAAUGGUCCUCUAGCACCGGAGCUUGAUGAAAUUAUUGGAGAUUCGGAUGAAGAAAAUCAGUCGAAUGAAGAGUUGCUUACAUCUGCUGAAUUACUGAAACGUUUGUAUAAGAUAUGGCAAAAUGAAAAACUUGCUCCUGUCCUAUUAACUGCACAUUCUGACCUAUUAGGUCUUGUACAAGCUGAAGUGAAUCAAUUAGAAGCGGAAGCAAAAACUUUACCAGCUGGUGAUUUAAAAGCUCAAAUUAAACGAAUUCAAGUCGAACGAAUCCGAUUUAUCAUGGUUGAUUACAUGCGUAUUCGAAUGAAAAAGAUUGAACGAUUUUCUGAACAUAUUUUAACUGAAGAACGUUCGCGUAAUUCAAAUGAACCGCCACAUUUGACAGUGGAAGAAUAUCUUUUUGCGAAAUCAUAUUCAAAUAGUAUUCGAGAUUAUUUGAAAACUACAAUUAUUAAUCGUUUACCAGCUAAUAUGCAGUCUAUUAAAGAUGAAGAAUUAGCUUUUCAUCCAAAUCCAAACAGUUAUGUAUUUUGUCAAUCAUUGAAACGAAUUGAUUAUGUAGAAGUAUUUGAUUAUAGUUCAGAUGGGACUCAAAAUUCGGUAUCAUUGACCUUGGAACCUGGUGCUCAACAUCUCCUACCCUACAGUUGCAUUCGAUCGUAUGUGGAAAGUGGUGAUGUUAUCUUAAUCUGA